AUGGCGAACAUGGCAGGGGGAAACGAAGAGGUUUACGAGGCUGUACUCAACAGCCACGAAUCGACUCCAGACAAGCGCUUAGGCAAGAAUGCUCGUAGGAAAAGACGCCGGCAACUUCGGCGUCUCCAAGGCAGCCAUGAAAGCUAUUCUGUGUACAUCACAAGGGUGCUCAAAGAGCUUCAUCCCGACAUUGGUAUCUCAGAAAAAGCCAUGAAGAUCCUGGACUCAUUCGUGCACGGUCUUUACGAACAACUGGCGGUUGAAGCCUCGCGUGUUGCAAGGAGUCACCGGCGAAAGUCACUCACUAGCAGAGAUAUAGAAACAAGUGUUCGUGUUUUGUUACCGGAAGGACUAGCAAGGCGGGCCAUGGACAAAGCAAAUCAGGCAGUUGCAAAUCUCUCUAAUUAA
This is a messenger RNA of Orbicella faveolata, 408 nucleotides long. Its product is annotated as histone H2B pseudogene. Lineage: Eukaryota; Metazoa; Cnidaria; Anthozoa; Scleractinia; Merulinidae. The record is from RefSeq and is a predicted model, not a curated record.